This is a messenger RNA of Amaranthus tricolor (Joseph's coat), 1163 nucleotides long. RefSeq lists its product as uncharacterized. NCBI's taxonomy places the organism in Eukaryota, Viridiplantae, Streptophyta, Magnoliopsida, Caryophyllales, Amaranthaceae. The transcript is spliced from 2 exons. The record is from RefSeq and is a predicted model, not a curated record. The coding region runs from base 83 to 844 and encodes 253 amino acids.
GGGUUUUAGUUUUACAAAUAAAUACCCACUUAUUAAUAUUAUCCCCACUUCAUUCUCUUCUAUUAAACCAACCUCUCUUAACAUGUGUGCUUUUAUGGAGACUCAUAGAAGCCCUCUUCUUGGCUGGCCUUACUACUACCAAGGCAAGAACAUGGAAGAAUUGAAGCAUUCAUUAGUAUGCACAACAUUAGAGCUAGAAACAACAAGAUUAACAGCCCAAGAAGAGAUCAGAAAGAGGGAAGAACAACUAAAUCAUCUUCAAGAAUUACUAAAUAAAGCAAUUUCAGAAAGAGAUUUAGCAGAACAAAACUACAAAACCCUAUUUUUAGAAAAACUUAUUCUUCAACAACAAAUCAAACAAAACCCUAAUUUAAAUUCAGGAUCAUCUUCAUCCAUUGAAGAUGAACAACAACCCAUUACACAAUUACUUCAUACAAGUAAUUUAUCAUCAUCAGAUACUGAAGAAAGCAUGAUUUCAUCCCCAACAUCCCGGCCACAACCGCAACCGCAACCGCAACCAUCAAUAGCCUUGUCUGAAAGGGCUAUUAAGCUACUUUCCGGCAAGAAGCCAUUACCGGAAAAGGGUAAUUUCUUACAAGCUGUGAUAAAAGCGGGCCCACUUUUACAAACUUUGCUCUUAGCUGGGCCCCUUCCAGAAUGGAGACAUCCUCCUCCCCCAUUGGAGAGCUUUGAGAUUCCUCCAGUUGGGAUUGAUCAGGAUGAGAUGGUGAUUAAUGGGUCUAAUUUUUGUGGGAUUUUGAAUAGGAAAAGAGGGUUUUCUUGUGAUGUUUCUGAUGGGUGUUAUAAUGAGGGUAAUAAGUACCAAAGGGUACUUCUUCAUUGAUCAUAAUUUUUCCUAAUUGUAAUUUACUCUAAGAUAGUGUUUUUUUAAUCGGGUAAGAUCGGAGAAUCUUCUAUAUACGAGAGGAAAGGUGAAUCGAAGGUGAAAAUUGAAUCUUUUACGAGGGUAAAGCGGAAAACUUUUAACCAUUAGGCAAAUUUAUAAUUUUAUUAUAAUUUCCUAGUAGUUUAUAACUAGUCCAAUUAUGCUCCCUUUUAUUCAUUUUUAUUGUUCCAUUUAAUUUUUUUAUGCUAUUCACUUUUAAUUUGUAUUUUAUUUUUAAUAUAUAAGUUAAAAUAUAACCAAGUAGAAUUUUGUUUGA